UGCUGGUACGUUGUCAUGACCAGGUCCACUGCGUCACACUAGUCAGUGCACAACCGGAGGUUCUUUUUUUUAACCACCACAAUGGGCCUUACAUCCCGCACCUGAAACUUCUUCACAAGUACCCAUUUAUUCUUCAGCGUCACCAAGUGGAUGUUGGGGCCUGUAAACAUGUUCUCUCCGGGGCUAACAUCAUGUGCCCGGGGCUUACAUCCAAAGGGGGUUACAUCACGCCAGAAAUACCGGCCGGCCAGUUGGUGGCUGUGUACGUUGAAACAAAAGAACAUGCAGUGGCGAUAGGAAAGACACUAAUGUCUUCCGAAGAAAUUAAGAAGGUGAAUAGCGGCCCAUGCAUUGAAAACAUACACCACGUGGGAGAUGGCCUUUGGAUGAACCGUGUUUUGAGUGCCUCGCACAUUGGGGCCCGGUGA
Trypanosoma cruzi is the source of this 428-nucleotide messenger RNA. RefSeq lists its product as uncharacterized. The annotation marks the transcript as partial. The record is from RefSeq and is a predicted model, not a curated record. NCBI's taxonomy places the organism in Eukaryota, Euglenozoa, Kinetoplastea, Trypanosomatida, Trypanosomatidae. The transcript has a single exon. Gene Ontology annotation, biological process: formation of translation preinitiation complex. Gene Ontology annotation, molecular function: RNA binding.